AUGAAGUGGAGGAGAGGCGAAACGUUGGGAGUGGGGGCUUCUGGAAUGGUAUCUCUAGCACUGGUUGAUGAUCAGGCCGCCUUCGAUCACGAUUUACCUUGUGUUAUGGCCGUGAAAUCUGCCCCAUUACACGAAUCGCGCUCGAUUUGCAGAGAGAGAAGAUACCUUGAUCGGUUCGAAGGCUGUCCGCAUGUUGUACGCUGUUUCGGUUCCGAUACCACGACUGAAGAAGGAGAGAACUGGUACAACCUAUUCUUGGAGUACGCCUCCGGUGGCAGUCUAUUUGAUCGCAUUCGUAGGUCAGGCAGAGGAGGAUUACCGGAAUCUGAAGCGAGGCAAUAUACGAAAUCGAUACUCCUGGCUUUGAAUCACGUUCACAAACAAGGAUACGUCCACUGUGACAUAAAGCCUCAUAAUAUAGUGCUUGUGGAGAGUGAGAGUGAAGUAAUAAAAACUCCAUGA
Rhododendron vialii is the source of this 462-nucleotide messenger RNA. Its product is annotated as mitogen-activated protein kinase kinase kinase 20-like. The record is from RefSeq and is a predicted model, not a curated record. The transcript has a single exon. The coding region runs from base 1 to 462 and encodes 153 amino acids. Gene Ontology annotation, biological process: protein phosphorylation. Gene Ontology annotation, molecular function: ATP binding; protein kinase activity. Lineage: Eukaryota; Viridiplantae; Streptophyta; Magnoliopsida; Ericales; Ericaceae.